Prorocentrum cordatum is the source of this 1634-nucleotide messenger RNA. NCBI's taxonomy places the organism in Eukaryota, Dinophyceae, Prorocentrales, Prorocentraceae. The record is from the annotation of a GenBank genome assembly.
AGGGGCCGCUUGGCUCAGGUCAGCGGGUCCAAUCAAGCAUCCUGGCAGCUGCCUGCGGCAAGCCUCGCCACCGUGCCAGCCCAGCAUUCUGGGUGGUGACCUGAUAGAACUCCGUGGCGAGAUGGGGGGGGCCUAGGAGGUCGCGUGCACUCUAUCAGGCAGCACUUGGGUUCUGGCACGCCAAAACGUACCAGGGGGCAUGGAGGCGAAUUAGUUGAGUUUCAGUCGCAAGGAAUCUCCAGCUUGCCAGUGGCGCAAUGGUGAUUGGUAAUGUCGGUUGUGUUGUUUUCGACCUUGAUGACACGUUGUGGAACGCCAAGGAGGAACUAGAUGCUUGCUACGAGGCAAUGUGCGUGGCGAUUUCAGAGACUCGUCCUGAGUUUCAGGCAAGUAUCUCAGAUCAGGAUUCCUUUCGCGACGAAAUGAAGACUACGAUGUCCAACAACCCCGAUAAGAAACAUGAUUUCAAUUUUGUGCGCACAGAGACACUCUCGAGGCUGACAGAUGCAGAAACGGCAACCAUUGCGUUUGACGCUUGGCUUCAAAGACGAAACCGGCCGACGUUUUUCCCGGGAGCAUUGGAGGCAUUGCAAGAGUUGCGGGAUACCGGCAUAAAGAUCGGCACGCUCACCGAUGGGAACGCAGACGUAUCUGUCAUUGGAGCUUUGGAAGCUAUAGUGGAUUUCCAUGUGUCAGCUGUGGAGGCUGGGGCCCCGAAGCCUGACCGGCGUGCAUUUGCGCUGUGCGAGGCUAGAUCUGGCUGUGCGCCUGCAAACAUAGUGAUGGUUGGCGACAAUAUCGAAAAGGACGUCCUGGGCGCCCAGUCUGCAGGGUGGAAGUCUAUCUGGGUACAGCCGUCAUUCGCAGAAGUGGCCUUUGCUGGAAGUGCAUAUGACUUGAGUGGUAGUAAGACGUUCUCAGAGGAGGAAGCUAAGAAAGCAGCUGAUGCCAAUGUGAAGCACGUGGUCGAGGUGAAAGACAUAUUGCGCUCCUGGGCUGGGGAUAACGAUGGUGACGGCCAGUCUCCUGUUAAAGGUCUGAAAUGCACAGAGGAUCGAUAGCGCCUUAGAGGCUGUGUUUCUUGUUCUUCGUUUGCGCUACCGUCGACAGUAACGAGGCAAGAAUUCACACGACACGCUAGCAAGACGUAGCCGUGCUCACCGUGCUUGAUGUCCUUCGUGUUGGUUUCGCAGUUCUUUGUCGGUGUUUUGUGUAGUUUUCGCGUGUGCCUUCCUCGUCUCGCCUCGCGUCGUGCGCCACUUCUGGUCUACUCGCGUGCCCUUUUCCUGUCUCCCCGCGUGCCCCCGCUGUCCCGCCUCGUCCCCGCGCGCUCCCCUCGCGUUCUCGACGGGUGGCGACAGGAGGUGCGCAGAGGCAGCAGGCAGAAGCAACAGGCACACAGACACACUUUUGUGGUCUGCGGGGCGAGAGCGAACCGCUUCCGGCAAAAGCUAGGCGGGCUACGCACAGCUCUAAUGGGGGAGACAGGCCAUUUUGUCUCCUUUCUCUCAUUCGCCCCUCUUCCUAUGGUAGUUUUUGGCAACCGCGCUGCCCACUGUACUCGAAGGCUCCUGGCUUGAGAUAAUCAACUAUGGAGUGUGCGUUCAUCGGUUGUGUUUUCACCAUCGCUGGUC